GAUUGUGUAAAAUGUACGCAGAAACCCAGAUAACUGUUACAGGUUUGCUGAUGGUAGAGUUUCAAUAGUCUAGGUACUGUGGCAGUUAACUGCUAGUAGGCGUGACUAGGUCCUGCUCCUGGACUGACAGGCUAACUUACCUAAACGGGCGUGUGUUUGUCCCCAUUGUAAAGCAAAGCCAGGUGCCCAAGUGAAUGGAAUAGUUACACGUUCCGGAAUGCCAACGAGAACAGAACAGGCAUGGCUAUGAAGACCACCCUGCUCUUUGUGUUGCUGGGCUGCUGUGGAGUGUGGGCUGCUUCAGGUGCCUGCUCCAGUAGAUCCCUGGAACUGAACAACCUCAAUCAGUCCCAUUAUAAACCGGACCCAAGCCGGGACACUGGGAUCACAGUGUUAUCAGACAUGGUCCACUCCUUCCUGGGCAUGGUCCAGCCCAACCCCUUCCCCACAGAACUCCUUACAGAAGCAAUAAAAGAUGUCUCUACAAUCAUCCAGGAAGACUCACUGAGAAUGGUGCUGAAGUAUGAGGCUGGCUUCCUGGUCUGUGCUGCCAUCGGGAUCCUCUUCAUCCUGCUCAUGCCUCUGAUUGGUUUCUUCUUCUGUUGCUGCCGUUGCUGUGGUAACUGUGGUGGGAGGAUGUACCAAAAACAGUCCAAGAAGACAAGCUGCAAGAGGAGAGGGCUGUAUUGGUCCCUGAUGUUGAUCACCAUUGUCAUACUAGCGGGGAAUAUCUGUAUGUUCAUCAGCAACGACAAGUUUACAAAGGCUAUCAACAACAGCACUGAGCUCCUCAACGACACCCUGGACAACAUGAAGACUUUCCUGAGCGAGAUACCUCAGCAAAUCAAUGCCGUGGUUAAGGAGAGCUCAAAGCCCUUGGAUGAAGUCAGCAGGAGCUUGAAUGAUAUUGGCCCCUUGCUUGGGGGGGAGAUCCUGCAGGCCCUGGGGGGCCCCAUGUACAGCGCCCUGGACUCGCUCCUACUCGUCAGCCAAGAGGUUACCUCCAUUGGGGAGGAGCUGAUGAGCGUGAACUCCACAACAGAGCACUUGAAGCAAAAACAGCAAGAGAUUGUGAAAAACCUGACAGCCAUUCGGAAUCGCAUAGAGCAAACACUGAAGAAUCCGAAUUGUUCAGGCUGUGAUCUAUCGGUGGGCAGUUUAGACAAACUAACUGUCCAUGUGGAUUUCAGUGGGAUGCCUGACUUGAGUUCCCCAAUGGAUGCCAUCAGCAAAGUGAAGGAUGCUAACCUGAGUGCCAUAGUAAAUGAGGCUAACAAGACCUUGAACAGCAUUCCAGAGAGAGUGAGCAAUGAGACCAGAGGGGUGGUGGCAGACGUGAAGAAACAACUCAAGGGUAUUGAGGAACAAAUUGGGCAAAUUGCCCAAAACAUUCCUUUGGACCAGCUCACAGACGUGACUAAGCAGCUGGACACUGUAAUGGGCGACCUGCACACGUAUCUUCCAGGGGUUUCCCAGGCAGAUAAGUACAGGUGGAUUGCAGGGCUCAUCCUGAGCUGCCUGGUCCUGCUGGCGGUUGUGUGUAACAGUCUGGGGCUCCUCUUAGGGCCCGCUGGGCUCAGACCCAGCGCUGACCCCACUGAGCGAUCGUGCACUGCAGACUGCGGGGGUGUCUUCUUCAUGGCGGGGGUUGGCUUCAGCUUUCUUUACUCCUGGCUGCUCAUGCUGUUGGUUCUGCUGAUGUUCCUGCUGGGAGGGAAUGUCUACACGCUGGUCUGCAAGCCCUGGAGCAACCAGCAGCUUUUAAAGUUCAUCGACACCCCAGGUGUGAUCAAGGGGUUCAACCUGUCUCACAUGCUCGGGGUGAACACCCAUUUGGAAAUCUCUCAGAUUUACAGUGAUUGUAAGAACAAUGACCCUAUAUGGAGUACCCUGCACCUGGAAGACUUGGUUAAUCUGGAUGAGCUUCUAAAUAUUAGUAAAUACACAGGAGACAUCCAAGCCGCCUUCGACAAUACCAGCAUCCAGCUUCCUGAGAUCAACUUGCUGAACAACGACUCGCUCAGCCUGCUGCAGGACUUCUCCUCCUCCGGAAUUCAUGGGAUCAACUUCACUGCCAUUGAGCAGCAGGUUAACCAGAAUUUGACCAGUCCGGACAUCGACUCCUUUGCAGAUCGUUUGGAUCAACUUGCAGUGAAUCAAAAUCAAACGAUAAAGGGAGAACUCAUGGCAGAGGCAGCAGACCUGAGGAAUCUCAGCAGACAUAUUCCAGGGGAACUCCAGCCACAAGUGGAAACCCUGAAAAACAGUGUUGAACCUCUGAAGGUCUCCAUUGCCCAGAUUCCAAUCACUAUAAAUGCCACUCUUGCAAAGGUCAAGGAAGCACAGAAGGUCUUAAACACCAACACUUCAGAAAUUAUCAAAAAGGAAAGUCAAGAAUUCCUGAAUUGUCAGAUAGGAUAUUUUGAGACGUACGCUGACUGGGCCAAGCAAACAAUCACACAGAAGGUAGCUUGCUGUAAACCUGCUGCUAACGCCAUCGACGCCGUGGAGAUCAUCGCCUGUGCUUACAUCGUAGAUUCCCUGAACGCUUUCUGGUUCAGCAUGGGGUGGUGUCUGAUGUUCCUGCUUCCCAGCAUCAUCCUGUCUGUGAAACUGGCCAAAUUCUACAGGAGGAUGAAAUAUAUGGAUGUGUAUGAGUGAGUGAGAGAUGCCGCCUUCUAGACCUCUCCUAUAAUGCAUAUGGACUCCAUUCCCAUGUUCAGCAUUCCUAGGGCAGCGAUGAAGAGCUAGAGGAAGAGGCCAGCUGGAGCCGGGCUUGCAUCCUCGUACCUGCUCAUCUCACCCAGCUUUACGAGAGCUGCAUCCUGCAAACAGGCAGCCCCUCAGCAGGCAGUCAUUCUGUGUGUUAAACCCAUGAUUAUCCCCAACAAUGAAGCACAGCAGUUUCUCUCUACGUUUCCAGACCACGUGUAAUUAUAAUGUUUUUUUUUAUGUAACUUCCACUAGAUGUCAGUAUGUCAUAAUGUAGGCCAUGCUGCUGUGCAAAAAAACAAGCCCUGAUAUGAAGGGGUCCGUUUUCCAAGAGGAGUCCCUGGAAAAACACAUUUAUUCAACUUUCAUUUGUAACAGCAGCAGCAAGGACGGGCGUUAAGUUAUUACGAUGUAGGCCCGCUCCUCAAAACCCGUAGAAUCUUGUAGUUUUCACCAAGUUCCAUUGCUUGCUGAAUCUGUUUUUUUUCCACAGUAGCAUUGCUAAGUGUGCCUUUGUCUUUGUAACAGCCCUGUACAGUACUAUGCAGCGUUGAAGUCCAUAUUCUUGUUGUCAGAGUCAAUGGGAUUUUUGUCUGUGAUUAACAAAGCCCCAGAACAACCAUUGUGAGGCUCUGGAGACAGGAAUAAGGGACAUGGCUCAGGGAAUUCUACUGUCCUGGUGUAUUGCUUCAGACUAGAGAGCUCAAUGCUCCUAAUAUAGAAUCGAACACAAUGUUUUUAUUCUUUUUAAAUUAUUAUCUUGAUGUGGUGUGCUUUCUUCUGUUGAAAUCAGUCAUUCCUUUAUAUAUAUAUAUAUAUAUAUAUAUAUAUAUAUAUAUAUAAUUACUCCAGUGGCCAAUGAAAGUGUCAUACCCUUCUGGGAUACUGUGCAGUGCAGACAGAACCCACGUUCCACCCAGCCAGCAGCUGUUUUCUGUGAAUCUAGCACCUGAUUUCUUGUAUUAAAAAUUGUAAAUGCA
This is a messenger RNA of Acipenser ruthenus (sterlet), 3692 nucleotides long. RefSeq names its product prominin 2 (gene prom2). Bases 241 to 2661 code for a protein of 806 amino acids. NCBI's taxonomy places the organism in Eukaryota, Metazoa, Chordata, Actinopteri, Acipenseriformes, Acipenseridae. Gene Ontology annotation, molecular function: cholesterol binding. The record is from RefSeq and is a predicted model, not a curated record. The transcript has 24 exons. Gene Ontology annotation, cellular component: microvillus; prominosome; cilium.